AUGUAUGCACCGCGUGCGAGAUUUGAACGUAUUCUCAUCGUCUCACCGAUUAAAGUAGCGAUUAUAUUUCUCACCAGUCUCCAUUGUUUAUUCUUAUUCAUCGCCUUUUUGACAUCGUUCUGGAUCGAAACUAAACAAGGUCACUAUGGACCCCUCUUUAGUUGUGAAAAGCAUUUCCAUCGAACGAAGCAGAUUAUAACGUCAAUGACAAUGGAAUGUCAUCGAACUGGUUUUCGUCCUGACAUUCGUAUAUUCUCUAUAUCACUCAUCGUUCUACUUCUCGUGCUCUCAUUUUUAUUAUCAUUCGUGUCGAUCAUAACCGCGAAAUUAUCCUUAACAAGAAAUUCGUUUUCUAACCGUCAUCGAUACUGGAAGUGUACUAUUCUUCUUCUAUUAUUCUCGACCAUCAUCGAUAGUUUUAUCUUAGUCUUUCUUCCGUUAAGUUAUCGUGAUCAAGUUUAUCAUUUUCGUUGGGCGUACGGUGUUCAUUGUGGUAUGACAUUGUUCAUAGCAGUUUCGUUGAUAACAUCGAUUCUAAGUAGUAAUAUCGAUGACGUUCGAUAUAUCGAAGCAAUUGAUGAAUCAGCUGUAGAAAAAUGA
Messenger RNA from Adineta ricciae, 600 nucleotides. Lineage: Eukaryota; Metazoa; Rotifera; Eurotatoria; Adinetida; Adinetidae. The record is from the annotation of a GenBank genome assembly.